Messenger RNA from Paramisgurnus dabryanus, 5559 nucleotides. Its product is annotated as NACHT, LRR and PYD domains-containing protein 3. Gene Ontology annotation, molecular function: protein binding. The record is from RefSeq and is a predicted model, not a curated record. Lineage: Eukaryota; Metazoa; Chordata; Actinopteri; Cypriniformes; Cobitidae.
UUUUGCAAGACAGUUUAGGUUUGCACAAAUGCUUUGCUGGGAUCACAAUUGGUAUUAAUUAGCAUGUGUAAACAUGUUUAAAUCUAGUUGUGCCAGAUUGUUUUCUGAUGUCAAUCGUAAGGCUUUUGCAGACAGAAAAUAUAACACACUUGCUGUAAAAUGAGUGUCUAUGAGGAGGGGUGUGAUGUUCACACCUGUGAAGUUGAACCCAGUUGUGUGUCUAUGAAGAGUCAUGCAUCUAUGGACAAUCCCCCUAAACUCAGCGAUGAAACCAUGACCUCUGAGUCUGACCCUAACAUUGCCUGUAAAAUGAGUCUAUAUGAGGAGAUAAAGGAGGAGUGUGAUGUUCAAACCAGUGAAACAGUACUCAGUUGUGUGUCUAUGAAGAGUAACGCGUCUAUGGACAAUCCCCCUAAACUCAAUGAUGGAGCUGUGACCUCUGACCCUGUCAGACAACAGGACACAGAGACACACAGACUACUGGACGAGACUACAAACCUACAGAGAGUCAAAGAUCAACACAAAACCAUCAUGAAGAACAAAUAUGAGAGUUUAUUUGAGGGAAUAAAACAACAAGAAAAUCAAACCCUCUUGAACAGGAUUUACACACAACUUUACAUCAUAAAUGGAGAGAGAGAAGGAGUGAAUGAAGAACAUGAGGUGUUACACAUGGAGAAAAAACCCAAAACACAACACUCACAAGACACAACAGUCUACUGCAAUGACAUCUUUAAACCCUUUCUUGAACCAGGAUGUGAGGAGAAGAUGAACAAAAUCAAGAGCGUUCUUACUAAAGGCAUCGCUGGAAUCGGUAAAACCGUCUCUGUACAGAAGUUAAUUCUGGAUUGGACCGAGGGAACGGCCAAUCAGGAUGUAGAUUUCAUGUUUGUCCUUCCAUUUCGAGAACUGAACUUGAUUCAAGAUGAUCAGUACAGUCUUCACAAACUUCUGCUUGACUUUCAUCCUGAACUUCAAGAUCUGGACUCAAAGAUUUAUGAUGAGUGUAAAGUUGUGUUCAUCUUUGAUGGUCUGGAUGAAAGCAGAAUACCAAUGAAGUUUAAAGACAGUCAGAUUGUUUCUGAAGUGACUCAGCCUUCAUCAGUUGGUGUGUUGAUAUCAAACCUCAUCAAAGGAGAUCUGCUUCCCUCUGCUCACAUCUGGAUCACCUCCAGACCAGCAGCGGCCAAUCAGAUCCCUUCUGAAUACAUCAACCGUGUGACAGAAAUCCAGGGAUUCAAUGAUCCUCAGAAGGAGGAAUAUUUCAGGAAAAGAAUCAGUGAUGAAGAUCAAGCCAGCAGAAUCAUCUCACACAUUAGAAGAAGGAGAAGCCUUCACAUCAUGUGUCAUAUACCACUGUUCUGCUGGAUCUCAUCCACUGUGCUUCAGAAGAUCCUGACACAAGAUCACACAGCAGAAAUCCCUCAAACCCUGACUGAAAUGUACAUCCACUUCCUGCUCAUUCAGAUGAAUAUGAAAAAUGAGAAGUAUGAUGAGCGAGAUCCAGAGAAACUCCUGCAGUCCAACAGAGAAGUGAUUGUAAAACUGUCUAAACUGGCUUAUAAACAGCUGAUGAAGGGUAAUGUGAUGUUUUAUGAGGAGGACCUGAGAGAUUGUGGGAUAGACAUCACUGAUGCCUCGGUGUAUUCUGGGAUCUGUACUGAGAUCUUUAAAGAGGAAUCUGUGAUAAAUCAGAGAAAAGUCUAUAGCUUCAUACAUCUCAGCUUUCAGGAGUUUCUCGCUGCGUUCUUUAUGUUUCACUCAUGUGUAGUGGAGAAUAUUGAAUCUGAUGUGAAUAAUGCACUGUAUGGACUAUUACAAACAGUAACUGAUAGAUCCUCACAGACAAAAAGUGGACGUCUGGAUCUUUUCCUUCGAUUCAUGCUGGGCAUCUCGCUGGAGUCCAAUCAGAGACUCUUACAGGAUCUAGAAACACACACCGUGGACACCACAGAAACCAUCAAGAAAACCAGCGAGUAUAUUAAAGAAAAAAUCAAAUAUCAAGAACCCAUAGGUGACAACUCCAGUGAUCAGUCUGAAGAUGAUGAACUCUCAACUAAUCAACAUUAUCUCUCAAAUGAUAGAUCCAUCAAUCUGUUCCUCUGUCUGCUGGAAAUGAACGAUCAGACUCUGUACAGAGAGAUUCAGGAGUUUGUGAAAACAAAGAGAUAUUUAAAGGAUAAACUCUCUGCUGCUCAAUGUUCAGCUAUAGCCUACAUGCUUCAGAUGUCAGAGGAGGUGCUGGAUGAGUUUGAUAUCAGUCAAUUCAACACAACAUAUGAUGGUGCCGUGAGACUCAUACCAGCUGUGAUGAACUGCAGAAAAGCUCUACUCGUUGAUUGUAGUUUCAAUACAGAUGAAUGUAAAAGUUUGGCUUCAGCUGUUCAAUCAUCAAACUCUCUAAUAGAGCUGAACAUGAGGAACAUUCAUCAACAGGAUUUAGGAGUAGAGUUAAUGUCUGGACUGAAGAGUUCACAGUGCCAACUGAACAUACUGAGACUUGCUAAUUGUAAUCUCACUGAUGGAUGUUGUGAAGGUUUGGCUUCAGUUCUUCAAUCAUCAAACUCUUUGAGAGAUCUGGACCUGAGUUACAAUAAACUACAGGAUUCAGGAAUAAAGUUGAUCUCUGAUGGAUUGAAGACUUCACACUGUCAACUCAACAUACUGAGAUUAUCAGGCUGUAUGGUGACAGAUGAAGGUUGUGGUUAUCUGGCUUCAGCUCUAAGUUCAAACCUCUUUCACCUCAGAGAUCUGGAUCUGAGUUACAAUAACUUUCAGGAUUCAGGAGUGAAGUUGAUCUUUGAUGGACUGAAGAGUUCACGCUGUCACCUGGGGAUACUGAAACUUGUUGGCUGUAAUCUCACUGAUGGAUGUUGUGAAAGUUUGGCUUUAGUUCUUCAAUCAUCAAACUCUCUGAGAGAUCUGGACCUGAGUUACAAUGACCUACAGGAUUCAGGAGUGAAGCUGAUCACAGAUGGACUGAAGAGUUCACACUGUCAACUCAACAUACUGAGAUUAUCAGGUUGUAUGGUGACAGAUGAAGGUUGUUGUUAUCUGGCUUCAGCUCUGAGUUCAAACCCAUCACAUCUGAGAGAGUUGGACCUGAGCUACAAUCACCCUGGACCUUCAGGAGUUCAGAUGCUCACUGAUAAACUCAAUGAUCCAAACUAUACACUACACAAACUCAAUGUUAAUCAUGGAGGACAGCUCAGAAUUAUAUCAGGACCACAAAAAUAUGCGUGUGAUCUCACAUUUGACCCAAACACAGCAAACAAUCGUCUGAUUCUGUCUAAGGAGAACAGAGCGGUUACAUAUGUAAAAGAUGAGCAGUCAUACCUCGAUAAUCUAGAGAGAUUUGAUGGCCCUCCUCAGGUUUUAUGUAAAGAGAGUCUGACCGGCCGCUGUUAUUGGGAAGUUAAAUUCAGUGGAGUUGUUAUUAUAUAUGUGUCAUAUAAAGUGAGUGAGGAGGACAAGUCAUUUUGGCACAAUACACAAUACUGCAGUCUGGAAUUGGAUAAAGAAUUUGUGACUUUCACACACAGUAAAAGAAACUGCGCAGAAAUGGAAUUUUUAGAUUUUCCGGACUCUGAAAGAGUAGCAGUGUUUCUGGACAGGUCAGCUGGUGUUUUGUCCUUCUACACCGUCUCUAAUACACAAACACUCACACACUUAAAGACAACAUACACUACAUUCACUGAACCACUUUAUGCUGGAUUUAGUGUAAUGGUUACCUACCAAGAUGCUUAUUGUGAGAUUAACCCACCUCCUGUGAGACACAACUGAAUGAUGGACCUAAACGCUGUAAAAUGUUUCUGUUUGUUUUUAAUAUGUAUAAUAUUUGAUUCAGUAGUUUUUCAGUUGCUAACAAGCAUUGUUCAAUAACACACAGUCUGCAUCACCAGCAUGAAUGUUGGCCAAACAACCUUCAAAAUUCACUCAGACCAACAUAACACUGGCAACAAUUCUUUUUUAAACUUUUCUUUUUAAGUUUGAAUGAUUUCAGUUCUUCAUAUACAAUACUGUAACACCUUGUCACUUUAUUGAAAGCAUUUGUAAGAAGAAUGAUUCAGAAAUAAAUCAAAAUUUAUUUUUUUAGUACUUGAAAAUUAUAGCCAAGAUGUGAAAAAAGAGAAUAAAAAUCCCAGUGCUUUAAUGAUAAUAAUAAAAAAUAAUAAAUAAAAUCCAUUCUACACAUUACUGUAACAACAUGUGCAGUUGUUCAUUAUGGUAAAUUACAGUGACGGUUCGUGUCUGCUUUCUCUCUUGCAUUUGGCCACAAGUUCUCAUCAACAUCACAUCUGAUGUCGUCUCUGGCAAUGCAUCUUGGAAAGUAAAGUAUCUUCUCUGAACCGCUUUUCUUUCAUCCAAAUUUGCCAAUAAAUCCCAACGAUCUCCUUUUACUAAAUCAUGGUAAUGAGACUGAGGCAGAACACCUGGGUGGUUGCAAUGAUUAUUGUUUUAAUUUUUGGCUAUAAAAUUUUCAAUAUUUUAAAACCACUACUGUAUAAAUGUUUGGAAUUUGCCAUCAUUCUGUUUUGAAUGUGUAACUAUUUUGAAUGCAGUUUGUUAGCAUUAGAAAAAUGUGCUGAAAAUACAUAGCAUUUUACAUGUCGUGGAGUAUGAAUGGGAAAAGAGUAAAGUGUGGUCACUGAAUGUAUUUUGUCUGAAAGCAAUGAAAAAUGUUUCACAGUUUAGUUUGCCCUGACUUAGCGGACGGUGAGAAGAGUUUUAAAAAUGUGCUUUCUUUCAGUAUUGAACAAUGCUUGUAAGACACUGAACAACACUAUUAAAGUUUUUCUAAAAUUGCUAAAACACUAAACCCCAAUCUCUGAACCUAACUCAUAGUGGCCUAAACCCAUUUGUCAUCAUUUUACAAAACUCUAAACAGAAACUUCUCACUAAAACACACAUUUUACACUGCAAUGCACUUGUGUUAUAAAUGCUAAAGGUGAACACAACUACAACACAGUUGUCAUUAUCAAGAAAAUACAACAACUCAAAAUUGCACACACUUUUUGCUAAUGGUAUUUUUAGCAAUUGUGUGGAUUGGAAACAGUCUGAGAGGCAGAUGAAGAGUAUGAUGAAGAACAAAACACCAGAGACGAUGCAAUUGGCAAAAUUUACAGUUGGAUUACUGACUUUUUACAAAAUACAAGUGCUGCUUCCAGUAAUAUUGAAAACUGACUAUUACUUGCAGUAUUUGCAGUAAAGUAUUCACUACUGUAUAUUCACUCAACUAAACUUAUGAUUACAGUAAUAGAGAUUUUUAACAGUAUUUGUUAAAUGGCUUUGAAUAAAUUAUUCGAUUUUGAUAGAUGAGUCAGGGUUUAUGUUAAUGACAAUUUUGAUUUGUGUUUAAGCUUUUGAGAAAAUAACUGAUGGUUUCUAAAAAUGUGUUUUAGCAAUUCAGAAAAGAAAAUAUUACCCAGAUGAGUUUGCAAUGAAAAGCUUGCAAAGGUUCUGCUGCACUUACUCAUCAUCACCAGCAGAUGUCAGUCACGUAUUUGAUGUGAGACGUGAAAUCAACACUUAUAAUGUAAAUAAAGUUUCAUUUUGUAAUAU